CGGAGAUAACAAUGGGGUACUAGUUCUAGAAGAGUGCGAGUAUUGUCAUACUGUAUGGCCAUAAUAAUAAUCAUGCAUACAAUGAAUUCCACAGUGAUGAGAUUAAGGAUCUAAAACACUGGUCAUAAAUUUUGUUCAAGCUUCAGUUGAGAGAUCUAGCGACCAUUAGAAUACCAUUGUUUAGAAACAAGUUUAGCCCAUGGAGAUCAUCACAUUUAGGAUGGUGUUGGUUUCUCUUUUACUAUGUUUUUCCAUUGGUGGUUAUGUUGUUGAGAGCGAGAACGUUUAUUAUACAAAUCACCAGGAAAUGAUGGGUGUACAACCUCUUUCAAAGAUCUCUAUGCAUGAAAUUGAACUAGAAGUUCAUGCACAAGCCUCAGUUAACGCAACUCCUCGUCUUCUCGGAUUGAAUGGACAAAGUAGUGAAUGGAUAACCGUGACAUUUAAACACCCCCAUCCCACUGCAGAUGACUGGGUCGCAGUUUUCUCUCCUGCUACAUUCAAUGCUUCAACUUAUAAGCCUAAUUACAAGCCUACUUACGAUCCAAAGUACUUAAGUCCAUUAUUGGUUACUGCCCCAAUUAAGUACAAAUUGGCGAAUGAGUCGAAUCCUGAUUACAUAAGUACGGGAUUUGGAUCGAUGAAAUUCCGUCUAAUCAAUCAAAGAUAUGAUUUUGCAUUUGGGUUAUUUUCCGGGGGACUUGACAAGCCCAAGUUGAUAGCUACUUCAAACAAUAUCUCUUUUGCCAACCCAAAGGCACCUCUUUAUCCUCGUCUUGCACUUGGAAAGGCUUGGGACGAAAUGACUGUUACUUGGACAAGUGAUUACGACAUAAACGAGGCAAUUCCUUUCGUUCAAUGGGGCCUUGCGGGUGAAUCGCAGACUCGUUCCCCAGCUGGGACAUUAACGUUCACUCAAACCAGCAUGUGUGGUCCACCUGCAAGAACUGCUGGCUGGAGAGACCCUGGCUUCUUCCACACAAGUUUCUUAAAGAACUUGUGGCCAAAUCAGAAGUAUACAUACAAAUUGGGGCAUAAAUUGACGGAUGGUACAUAUGUUUGGAGUAAACUCUACUCAUUCACUGCACCACCAUAUCCUGGACAGAAUUCUUUACAGCGUGUUAUUAUAUUUGGAGACACUGGAAAAGCAGAACGAGAUGGUUCAAAUGAGUAUAUGAAUUUCCAGCCAGGAGCUCUUAAUACAACAAAUACACUUGCCAAGGAUUUGGCAAACUAUGAUAUAGUCUUUCACAUAGGUGACUUGUCUUACGCAGACGGUUUCCUCUCUCAAUGGGAUCAAUUCACGGAAAUGGUUGAACCCAUAGCCUCUGCGGUACCCUAUAUGGUUGCUAGUGGAAACCACGAGCGAGAUUGGCCAAAUUCAGGAUCCUUUUAUGCCACACAAGACUCUGGUGGAGAAUGUGGUGUACCUGCAGAAACAAUGUUUUACGUACCAGCCGAAAAUCGUGCAAAUUACUGGUACUCUGUCGACUAUGGUAUGUUCCGCUUUUGCAUUGGUGACUCUGAACAUGACUGGAGAGAGGGGACUGAGCAGUACAAAUUCAUCGAGAAAUGUUUUGCAACAGCAGAUAGGCAAAAACAACCAUGGCUUAUUUUCGCCACUCAUCGAGUUCUUGGUUAUUCAUCCAAUGACUGGUAUGCUCAACAAGGUUCAUUCGAAGAACCCAUGGGAAGAAGUAGUCUACAGAAACUAUGGCAGAAAUACAGAGUUGAUAUUGCUUUCUAUGGCCAUGUUCACAGUUAUGAGAGAACUUGCCCAAUGUACGAGAAUAUUUGUGUGAACUCAGCUAUGAGGCACUUCUCAGGACUAUGGAAUGGAACCAUUCACGUAGUUGUUGGAGGAGGUGGAAGCCAGCUAGCAAAUUUCACAAACCUAAAGACGAGUUGGAGUUUACACAAAGAUUUCGAUUUUGGGUUCGUGAAAAUGACUGCAUUCAACCAUACAGCUCUCCUUUUUGAAUACAAGAAGAGCAGCGAUGGGAAUGUCUAUGACUCGUUCACAAUCACAAGAGAAUACAUGGACGUUCUUGCUUGCACAAUCGACAGUUGUGCACCUGUUACUUUAGCUACCUAGUUGCAUAGCAUAGUGUUGG
Molecule: messenger RNA, 2114 nt
Organism: Papaver somniferum (opium poppy)
Lineage: Eukaryota; Viridiplantae; Streptophyta; Magnoliopsida; Ranunculales; Papaveraceae
Product: nucleotide pyrophosphatase/phosphodiesterase-like
Exons: 11
Coding region: 200-2095 (631 amino acids)
Molecular function (GO): metal ion binding; acid phosphatase activity
Source: RefSeq, a predicted model, not a curated record